AUGGGAGUCGUUAUUGAGAGUUCCGUUUGGGAACUGAAUCCAGCAAUUUUCCUCUUCCUCUCCGUCUGUUGCUGCUUCUCGAUCUUUCUUUAUCCUCAUCUCUCCAAUCUCAACAGAACCUCCACAAUCUUCGACCAUGGAAUCUCUUCAUCGUUUACGACUUUCCAGCGGAACUUCCUCUUCAUCUAUUCCAUCGCUUCAGUUGUGGAAGGUCUAUGGUCAGUGUUUGGGGAGUUCGAGUUAGCCUCGUAUGGAAUUCGCAGGGAGGAGAUGAUCAUGUCUCUCUGUUACGGUUAUACAACUUCUCUUUUCGCUGCUCCGUUCCUUGGCAUGCUCUCAGAUUUGAUAGGUCACAAGAAAGUUUGUUUGACAUAUUGCAUCCUACACUUCUUUGUUGGUGUAUGGAAGAAGAUUACGCAACAACCAAGCAUUUUCAUGACUAGCAUUUGUCUCUCUAUGGCCAAUACAAUAUUCUCAUUCAGUUUCGAAACUUGGAUGGUCACUCAACAUGAGAAGCAAGGACACAGGCUUGAUUCACUUAAUGACACAUAUUGGUUAAUGACUUUCUUUGAGUCUGCAUGCUUUAUUGCCAGCCAAAUGUUUGCAAAUGGGCUGAUUGGUAAUAAUAUGGUGAAAAACACUGCUCCUUCCUCUGCAGUCAUCUUAUUAGCAAUCAUAUGCUUCAUUUUUCUCACUAGAGGGUGGACAGAAACUCCAGGAGCAACUUCUUUUAAGGAGUAUAGUCUGUCCUUCUAUGCAUAUAUUUUUGGUGAUAAAAAGAUGUGGCUGUUGACAGUGGCACAAGCUUGCCUUCACUUCUCCAUUGGAAUUUUGUGGAUCCUUUGGGCACCAACAGUGGUGGCUGAUGGCCGAGAAGUGCAACUAGGACUGAUAUAUCCAUGCUUUUUGGGCUCAAGGAUGCUAGGAAGCACUGUGUUUCCUUGUCUUACUAGUGGACCAUCAUCAUUUAGAAUUGAGGACUGCCUAGUAUAUGCAUACAUCACAUUGGCUGCUCUCUUGUCUAUUGUUGCAUAUGACUAUCAGGAAAUUGGAGUUCUGGUGACACUUUUUAGCCUAUUUCAUGCUUGUGUUGGCUUCAUCUUACCAUCACUUGCUCGAUUGAGGACGAUGCAUGUACCUAAUGAAUUGCGUGGAGGGAUGAUGGGAUUCUCUCUGGCCCCUGCAAAUGCUGCAAUUCUGCUAUCUGUGGUGCAAGGUGGCUAUUAUCGAAAUGUUGGAAAUGCAGCUUUAAUGGCGUUUGGUGUGUUUGGUUUGCUGUUAGCAGCUGGAUGCAUGCAUGCCCUGAAGCAAUGCGGGAAGCAACCAUAUAACAACUGGCAUAAACAGUGA
This is a messenger RNA of Lathyrus sativus (Indian pea), 1350 nucleotides long. The record is from the annotation of a GenBank genome assembly. NCBI's taxonomy places the organism in Eukaryota, Viridiplantae, Streptophyta, Magnoliopsida, Fabales, Fabaceae.